Hyposmocoma kahamanoa is the source of this 3524-nucleotide messenger RNA. Its product is annotated as protein monoglycylase TTLL8-like. Gene Ontology annotation, biological process: protein polyglycylation; cilium movement; cilium assembly. Bases 186 to 3524 code for a protein of 1112 amino acids. Gene Ontology annotation, cellular component: cilium. Lineage: Eukaryota; Metazoa; Arthropoda; Insecta; Lepidoptera; Cosmopterigidae. Gene Ontology annotation, molecular function: protein-glycine ligase activity, initiating. The transcript is spliced from 7 exons. The record is from RefSeq and is a predicted model, not a curated record.
UGCAAAAUAAUAAGCGUGCAUUUCUUAACCUCCACAAUCAAGAUUUAUUAUAAUUACGUUCAAAUGUAUACUUGAUUCAAACAUAAAAUGUAGAUGAAAGUUUGUUAGUGUGUUUUUGUGUUACGUUACUAUGUAACACAAAAACAACCUAGAGCCAUUCCUAUGUUCACACAACACCAACAACAAUGAUCAAGCAAACCAAGAAGGUCAAUUUUGCAUACGUGGUUCCACCUACAAGGCAAAAAGUUCAUCAACCCGUAUUAGAGAAAAUUAAAGGAAAAAGAGGAGAUAAAGAUGUAUUUAUCCCUGCAAAAACUGUUACGAGGUUACCAACAAAACAAAAUACGGGAAAAUGCAACUCGCAGUGUGCAUCUACAAAACAGUUUAUUCGAUAUGAAUAUUGUACAAAGAGACAGGAAAAUCGAAAACAUGAUGAUAAAUUUCAAACGACACGCGUAGCUAAAAAUGAAUCCCUUCAAUCAAAAUCUUAUCCAAUGAGAUUGCAAUCGAAACAUGUAUGUAAAUACCGGACAUCAUCAACAGUAUCAGACGAAUACAUUCAUUCAAAAUCAUGUCCAUUGAGAUCAGAAGCAUCAGAAAGGCAAAUUGCGUGUUAUUCACCAGUUAGUGAAGACAAAGUCUUGUCUUCAGGAAGUGGUUUAAUAUAUUGUCCAAAGAGGGCGCAAUCAAAACAACACCUCAGUAAACGACGUAUCACGUCGGGAAUUCGUGACUCUGUAACAUGUCCGACGAGGAUACAAAGAAAUUUGAAAUGUUCUUCGACAACUUCCAAAUCAGUCCAUUCUGAAUCUCAUCGUUCAACGAGAUCGAGGGCAAUAGAAAAAAUAAUAAAAAGAGAUUACAUAUCACGUUCCUCACAAAGUUACGCUAAAGUUUGUAAAUUGAGAUUGCCAUCCAAGAAAGAAACACAAAUAAAAUAUCAGGCAUCGCGCACUUUGAAACAUCGGGAUCACGCAAACAAGAUAACUGCAGAACUUCAUAUAAAAAAAGAAUGUUUUGAUGUUUCCAAAAGGAUAACCCAUUAUAAGAAGCUUAAACAAAAAGCAAAAGAAGCUAUGAAAAACAGAAAAAUAUUCACUGUUAAAGGAAACAAUGCGAUGGCAGUAAGAAAAGCUUUGCUUGCUCGAGGCUGGGUUGAAAAACUACUUACAACUAAAAAGAAUACAAAAUAUCUUCAAAACAACUUUAGAAAGAUGUCGAUCGAUAAACAAGAGAGAAUAGUUUUGUCCAGUUGCCUUGAAGACUGUAUUCCAAGUUUCGCUUGGGGUGGAUUAGACAUAGACACUUCCAAUGAAUUACAAAACUGGGAGGAGCCUAUUAUUAAUACUCUAGACGGCAAUGAUCUUUGGAGCACCAAGGAUAUACUAUGUAAAUCUCUGCAAGACUAUUCCUGGUAUUACAUAGAAAACGUGGCGGAAGUCGAUCUACCAAGGACAUAUAGCAGUGCCAAUAGAGACGAGUUAAGAGAUUUCAUAACAGAUUAUCUUCUAACUGCUUGUACUAGUUUGUUAAAAUGGAUUGCAUUUAAUAUAGAUAAUAAUAAACCCGUAUUUACAAAUACUGGGACUGUUUCUGUCAAUGUAAUUACUUUUGCCAUUAAUCGGUGCAAAGAGUUUUUAUUUAAGAAAGAAAAUAUAGACGUCGAUAAAAAAAUAUGCAAUAAACCUACAACAGGACAAUGGACGUUCUUCUUAACAAAAUAUAUGUCAAUAAUUUCCGGUAAAGAUUUAUUUGAGAUAGAUAAAGAUCGACAUAUGCUCAUGUUGAUUGCCUACACAAAAUGUUUGAUGGAUAGAAUUGUGAAGUAUAGACCGCAACUAAGUUGCGAAGGAUACUACGACGCUUGGAUUAUCAAACCAUCAGAGCUGUCUAGUGACACUGACGUUGUCGUUUCUUCAAAUUUGGCUACAAUACUUAAUAUGUUAACUAAUGCAAAGGAAACAUUCAUUGUUCAAAAGUACAUUGAAACACCGUUAUUGAUUACCGAAAGGAUAUUUCAUAUAAAACAAUAUUAUCUUGUAACAAGUACAUAUCCAUUACAUGUUUGGAUGUACCAAGAUUGUUUUUUGAAAAUUGGUUUACAAAAUGAUAAUGUCAUCAAUGGUGGCCUUUGUGAGCCCGUACAUCUUACUGACCAAGCAGUACGAAAACUUAGCAAUGGUUUUGACCCCCAAUUUUCGAAAAAUAAUAUCUGUCAAUUACGAACAUUCAAGAAAUAUUUAAAGGACAUUGGAAAAGCGGAGGUUUGGGACAAUGUAAUAAAACCUGGUAUGAAGAAAAUAAUUGUUGGAGUUAUGCUGAGCAACCAAGAGUCUUUGAAACAAUCGAAAAAUCGUUUCGGUUUUCAUUGUUGUGAUUUCAUAAUCGACAAUGACUUCAGACCUUGGUUGAUUAAAAUCAAUGACUCGCCUGAUUCAUAUCCAUUGACUAAUGCAAAAAUUGGUGAACGAGUCGUGUCAGAUGUUAUCAAAGUUAUAAUCGAUCAUGCUCAGAAUCGUAAAGCAUCAACUGGUCAAUUUGAAUGUGUAUAUCGCCAACCUAUGACACAACCAAUUCAAACUUGCGAAAACAGUGCGAAUACUUUAGUAAUAAAGGGUGUAGCUAUACCCUCAAGUUCUUUAUGUAAAAGUGAAGCAGUAAUAAGUAAAUGCAGUAAAACAGAAAAUAUGAAAACACCAUAUAACGAAGAAUGUUUUUCUUUAUGUAAAAGUGAAGCAGUAAAAAAUAAAUGCAGUGAAACAGAAAAUAUGAAAACACCACAUAACGAAGAAUGUUUAUACGACAUAAAGUUCAAAAAGGAAAUUCAUGAACAACCAAUUAUAAAUUUGCUACAAAGAUUAGACUCUUUAUUUGAUUUAGCUAUAAUGAAAAAAUAUUCUAAUGAUAUUAAUGUUAAUCUUGAUAAGAAUAAGCAUCCACUGGAUAAUGAUAACCAUAUGGAUAUGACACCAGGACAUAACCAUAUGGAUGCAACCAAUAAGAUACAAAAAACGGCAGCAGAACCAAACUACAUCAAUUAUUUUAAAGUACAUGCAGAAAACGCAACAAGCACCUGUCAAACACAAAUAAGUGCAGAUUGGACGAGACAACCGAAUUAUGGUGAUAAUUUUUAUAUAAACCGAGGCAAAAAGGCAUGUGUACAAGAAACACAAACUGAUCCAAUCAGGGUGAUACCACCGUAUUGUGAUGAUAAUUUGUAUAUAAACACAAACAAACGGCCACGCACAUAUGAUACACAAACGGAUUUAAGUCUGAUGAUAGAACCUGGAUAUUAUGAUCUUGGUUAUCACAAUUUGGAUGUUGACAGAGACAAGAAAACAAUUUUCUACAUACCUCAAACAGGAUUAAAUCCCAGCAAGGAACCUAAUGAUAACCAUAUAGAUAGCAUUUCUGAUAACAGGGCCUACAAGACACAAAUAGAAUCGUAUGCAAUAACUAAAUUGGAUUACAAAAAUCAUUUGAAUGUUUACCCUACAGGCGUUUCAACACUUAAACAAAAUUAG